This is a messenger RNA of Sciurus carolinensis (gray squirrel), 1628 nucleotides long. RefSeq names its product solute carrier family 35 member F4 (gene Slc35f4). The transcript is spliced from 8 exons. NCBI's taxonomy places the organism in Eukaryota, Metazoa, Chordata, Mammalia, Rodentia, Sciuridae. The coding region runs from base 13 to 1470 and encodes 485 amino acids. The record is from RefSeq and is a predicted model, not a curated record. Gene Ontology annotation, cellular component: membrane.
CCCGCGCUCUCUAUGGACGUCAAAGCGGCCCCCAACGGGGUGGCCACCAUCGAGGACCGCAUCCUGCGGAUCACCGGCUACUAUGGCUAUUACCCGGGUUACUCCAGUCAGAAAAGUACCUCCAGGCCAUCAGUCACUCGAUGUAAGCCAGGAGCCAACUGUCCCAGUUCACACAGUGGCAUCAGUAGACAACUGUCUCCUCUGUCUAUCACCGAGGAUUCUUCUGCUCCCAUCCUUGAACUUCAGAGCCGAGGAUCCUCUGGAGUUUGUGGACAUAGAGUAGAGAGACAGAACAGAUCAGGGGACGAUGGGACACAGACUCAUCCUGAGAACAGCAGCCAAGAAAACAGAAUCAAGGCUCGCUGCCUGUCCUGCACGUCCGUGGUUCUGAAGGCUGUCUGGGGACUCUUGAUCAUCUUGUCAGUUUCUUCGUCUUGGGUUGGAACCACACAGAUUGUAAAAAUCACUUAUAAGAACUUCUACUGUCCAUUUUUCAUGACAUGGUUUUCAACAAACUGGAACAUUAUGUUUUUUCCAGUCUAUUAUUCUGGUCAUCUGGCCACUGCUCAAGAAAAGCAAUCUCCAAUGAAAAAAUUCAGGGAAUGCAGUCGGAUUUUUGGUGAAGAUGGUCUAACUUUGAAGCUCUUUCUUAAAAGAACUGCUCCCUUUUCUAUUCUAUGGACUUUGACAAAUUACCUGUAUUUACUGGCUUUAAAGAAGCUGACGGCCACAGAUGUCUCUGCUCUGUUCUGUUGUAACAAAGCCUUUGUCUUCUUGCUGUCGUGGAUUGUGCUGAAAGACAGGUUCAUGGGAGUGAGGAUAGUUGCCGCAAUAAUGGCGAUUACUGGCAUUGUCAUGAUGGCAUAUGCAGAUAAUUUCCAUGCUGAUUCCAUCAUUGGUGUGGCUUUUGCAGUGGGCUCAGCCUCCACGUCUGCAUUAUAUAAGGUUUUGUUUAAGAUGUUUCUUGGAAGUGCCAACUUUGGGGAAGCUGCACACUUUGUCUCCACCAUGGGUUUCUUCAACUUGAUCUUCAUCUCCUUCACCCCGGUCAUCUUGUAUUUCACCAAGGUGGAGCACUGGUCCUCUUUUGCAGCUUUGCCUUGGGGCUGUCUCUGCGGGAUGGCUGGACUAUGGCUGGCUUUCAACAUCCUGGUGAAUGUCGGUGUGGUGUUGACAUACCCGAUCCUUAUCUCCAUCGGCACCGUGCUCAGCGUUCCUGGAAAUGCAGCUGUGGACCUCCUGAAGCAGGAGGUGAUAUUCAAUGUCGUCCGCCUGGCUGCUACCAUCAUUAUCUGCCUGGGGUUCCUGCUGAUGCUGUUGCCUGAGGAGUGGGAUGAGAUCACCCUGAGAUUCAUCAACAGCCUGAAGGAAAAGAAGAGCGAGGAGCACGUGGAGGACAUGGCUGAUUCCAGCGUGCACCUGAGGAGCAGGAGCAGGGCCAAUGGGACAGUGUCUAUACCACUGGCUUAAGAGGGACACAAUUUGAAUGCACGUUGUAUGUAUAUUCUGUGAAUAUAAUCAAAUUUUCUCACUACUUGUACACUCAAAUGACAGUAUUAACUCUGAAUUUGGAUAAAUUAUAUGUAAAAUAAUGCCAAUGAUAAAAGUUUACAUUUAUAUGCUUAUCA